AUGGACAUGACCACGACGAAAAAUCACAGCACGGCCAGCGAACACAUAAAGCGGCCGAUGAACGCGUUCAUGGUGUGGUCCCGCGGUCAACGGCGCAAAAUGGCCCAGGACAAUCCGAAGAUGCACAAUUCGGAGAUAUCGAAAAAUCUUGGCGCCCAAUGGAAGCUGCUAACCGAGGGCGAAAAGCGACCGUUCAUCGACGAAGCGAAGCGGUUAAGAGCACUGCACAUGAAAGAACAUCCCGAUUAUAAGUACCGGCCGCGAAGGAAACCGAAACCGCUGGUCAAAUCUCCAACACCGAACGGUGCGAACCAUUCGAACGGGAACGGUUCGUCGUCGGCGAAGGAAGUGGCACCCCAGUCCCAGUCACCGGUCGGUCGGACCUCCUUCAGCCCAACGCAACUGACCACACCGGUCGGUUUGCCGCCCGGUAUCUUCCCGUCCUACCACUUCGCCUACGAUCUGCACCAGAAAGCGUUCUGGAAUCUGUACGGUCCCCAUCUGCUGUCCUCCGUCGUACCGUCCGCGUAUGCCGUGCCUCCCCAUGCCGCCCUGCCACUGUCCUACAUUAAGGCACCGAAGACGUCACCGCCAUCGCCGAUGGCACCACCCUCGCCGAUCCAGUCGACCAACAUCAUCUGACCUACGCCACUGCGCUACAGCGCCGAGCCUAAUGUCUAGUUAAUUGACAGCGGUACUCCUUCUCACCUAGAAUACAGAUCGUUCCAACCUGGGGAACGCAUUAUACGCAUAUCAAAGCCUGGUGUAAUAUAGUGUUUCGUGCCCACAAAAAAACAAAAAACAAAACAAACAACCUUCCCUCUCAAAAGUCCUUCAUGACAAGAGAUAACGUUGUGCGAGGUGUGUGCCACUGUGAGUCUGCACGCCAUUAUGCAAAAUGGGGGCGCACGCACAGUAUGAAGCUCAAGAAACGAAAGGUUAUUUAUUAAUAUAGAUAUAAAUCGGCACGUACAUCCUUACCCAUUUGUUCGUUUUUCACCUUUCCAAGCGCACAAUCAAUCGUUGUCUAUCUUUAACACAAGACUUU
Molecule: messenger RNA, 1048 nt
Organism: Anopheles moucheti
Lineage: Eukaryota; Metazoa; Arthropoda; Insecta; Diptera; Culicidae
Gene: Sox21a
Product: transcription factor Sox-14
Exons: 2
Coding region: 1-642 (213 amino acids)
Biological process (GO): positive regulation of transcription by RNA polymerase II; anatomical structure morphogenesis; cell differentiation
Molecular function (GO): DNA-binding transcription factor activity, RNA polymerase II-specific; RNA polymerase II cis-regulatory region sequence-specific DNA binding
Source: RefSeq, a predicted model, not a curated record